UAAAAGGGUGCCAAGAAGCUGGGACGAGGGAACGUGGGUGUAAAUAGACAGUGAACGCUCUUGGUCUCUCUCCCUCUCUCUCUCUCUCUCUUCUCUCUUUCCCUCCCCUUUUCCAUCUCUCUUUUUCUCUGUCUCUCUUUUAUGAAAUCAAUGAACGAGUUAUUGGGUAGGACAUAAAUAUAAGGAAUCAAAGCCUCCACCGGGACCAACGGCUCUGCAUGCGCGCUUUUGAUAUGCGUCCUCGCCAAACGCUACAUGUGUUUUCACAUCAAUGUAAAUAUUGGCUUUGAUAGGACGAGAGCGGAAUCAGCUCUGGCACGACUUGGUCUCGGAACCAAAUUUUGACCAAGACUUGCACCAGCUUCCUUUAUUUUUUAUUUUUUAAAACAACACACCGAUUCUCCAUCAUCACCAUCAUCUGCUGCCGUUCUUACCCAUCCCAACUCACUGGCCGGUGCGAAGAUGGCAACUUUAACCAACGGGCAGGUGGACGCCACGGUGCACGGUGUCGGUGUGGUCUCCGCCAGCACGAACGGGCUCGUGAACGGAUUAAGCCACAGCCACAGUCCGGCGGGCUGUCCGGCCACCAUCCCCAUGAAGGACCACGAUGCCAUCAAACUCUUCAUUGGUCAGAUCCCGCGCAACCUGGACGAGAAGGACCUCCGGCCCCUCUUCGAGGAGUUCGGCAAGAUCUACGAGCUCACCGUGCUCAAGGACCGAUUCACGGGCAUGCACAAAGGCUGUGCCUUCCUUACCUACUGUGCCAGAGAGUCGGCCCUGAAAGCCCAGAAUGCAUUGCAUGAGCAGAAGACCCUGCCAGGGAUGAACAGACCGAUCCAGGUGAAGCCAGCAGACAGUGAGAGCCGAGGAGAAGACAGAAAGCUCUUCGUGGGUAUGCUCAACAAGCAACAGUCAGAAGACGAUGUGCGGCGCCUUUUUGAGGCCUUCGGCAGCAUCGAGGAAUGCACCAUCCUCAGAGGGCCUGACGGAAACAGCAAAGGUUGUGCAUUUGUAAAAUACUCCUCUCACGCUGAAGCUCAGGCAGCCAUCAGUGCACUACACGGCAGCCAGACAAUGCCUGUGGUUGGAUGUGUGGGUGCACAGGGAGCCUCCUCCAGUCUGGUGGUCAAGUUUGCCGACACGGAUAAGGAGCGCACCAUCCGUCGCAUGCAGCAGAUGGCCGGUCAGAUGGGCAUCUUCAACCCCAUGGCCCUGCAGUUUGGAGCCUACGGAGCCUACGCUCAGGUGCAGCAGCAGGCAGCAUUGAUGGCAUCUGUCGGCCAGGGAGGCUACCUCAGUCCAAUGGCAGCCUUCGCUGCCGCCCAGAUGCAGCACAUGGCGACUAUCAAUGGCCUCCCAGGAGCACCACUGACCCCCACGUCAGGUGGCAGUACACCUCCAGGCAUCAGCGCCCCCACAGUGACCAGCAUUCCCUCCCCCAUUAGUGUAAAUGGUUUUACUGGCAUGCCGCCCCCCCAGGCAAAUGGGCAGCCGCCUGCAGAGGCUGUCUUCACUAACGGAAUACACCAUUACCCUGUGUUACAGGAGGUGGUUUUUAGGGAGGACUCGGAGAAAAACGGCUUGGGCGUGGCUCCGCGAAGUUGUUUUGGGGUUCAGGGUGGCUGCUUCCUCUCCUCUCUCUCUGAAGCUCAAAGUCCCACUGCAGCUGAUCCUCUCCAGCAGGCUUACACAGGAGUCCAGCAGUAUGCAGCAGCCUACCCCGCUGCAUAUGGCCAGAUCAGCCAGGCCUUCCCCCACCCUCCACCCAUCAUUCCACAGCAGCAGCGAGAAGGACCAGAGGGUUGUAACCUGUUCAUCUACCACCUCCCUCAGGAGUUUGGGGAUGGAGAGCUGAUGCAGAUGUUCCUACCUUUCGGUAAUGUCAUCUCCUCCAAAGUGUUUGUGGAUCGGGCGACAAACCAAAGUAAAUGCUUUGGGUUUGUGAGCUUCGACAACCCAGGUAGUGCCCAAGCUGCCAUACAGUCCAUGAACGGCUUCCAGAUUGGAAUGAAACGCCUCAAGGUGCAGCUGAAGAGGCCAAAGGAUGCCAACCGCCCCUACUAGCCCCCGCCCCAGCCAGCCGCCGCCAACCUGGUGGCCGGGGCAGCCAUCGCACACAGGGAA
Messenger RNA from Solea senegalensis (Senegalese sole), 2124 nucleotides. RefSeq names its product CUGBP, Elav-like family member 4 (gene celf4). The record is from RefSeq and is a predicted model, not a curated record. NCBI's taxonomy places the organism in Eukaryota, Metazoa, Chordata, Actinopteri, Pleuronectiformes, Soleidae. Gene Ontology annotation, biological process: regulation of alternative mRNA splicing, via spliceosome; mRNA splice site recognition. The coding region runs from base 463 to 2064 and encodes 533 amino acids. Gene Ontology annotation, molecular function: mRNA binding. The transcript is spliced from 13 exons. Gene Ontology annotation, cellular component: nucleus; ribonucleoprotein complex; cytoplasm.